CGCAGCGGCGGCGGGUUCGGGGCUCGGUUCCGGACAGCGGCGGCGCCUCGCCGUGUAGGGAGGGUCCCUGCCUUUUCUGGCGCUCAGGGUCCCCCGAAGUCCCGCGCCUUCGUCUCUGCACUGCAGGGCGCCCGCGCCCGACCCCGGCGGCAGCGUCCUCGGAAGAGCGGCGGGGAGGGGUGAUGGAACCGGAGGCCCCGGCGGGUCGGGCCCCGGCGGCAGCCAGCAAGCUGUCGGAGGCGGUGGGCGCGGCGCUGCAAGACCCCCGGCGGCAGCGGCGUUUGGUGCUGGUCAUCGUGUGCGUGGCGCUGUUCCUGGACAAUAUGCUGUACAUGGUCAUCGUGCCCAUCGUGCCCUACUACGUGCACCCGGCCGGCGAGAAGCCCACCCUGACCUCCAGCCCCACGCCGCCCACUCCGACCAAUGCCAGCGCCGUCACGGGCAACACCUCGGAGCCCCCGACGGCUGAUCUGCCGGCCAAGCCUAUUGUGAAGCCCCGACACCCCAGGGACAACGAGGACGUGAAGAUCGGGGUGCUGUUCGCCUCCAAGGCCAUCCUGCAGCUGCUGGUGAACCCCCUGAGUGGGACCUUCAUCGACCGCAUGAGCUAUGACUUGCCACUGCUUCUGGGCCUGGGCGUGCUGUUCGCCUCUACGGUGAUGUUUGCCUUCGCGGAGGACUACGCGACGCUCUUCGCUGCACGCAGCCUGCAGGGGCUCGGCUCGGCCUUCGCGGAUACGUCUGGCAUCGCCAUGAUUGCAGACAAGUAUCCGGAGGAGCCAGAGCGCAGCCGCGCCCUGGGCCUGGCGCUGGCCUUCAUCAGCUUCGGAAGCCUAGUGGCGCCGCCCUUCGGAGGGUUCCUCCACGAGUUCGCCGGAAAGUCAGCGCCCUUCCUGGUGCUCGCCGCCGUUUCGCUGUUCGACGCCCUAUUGCUGCUGGUGGUGGCCAAGCCCUUCUCGGCCGCGGCGCGGGCGCGAGCCAACUUGCCUGUGGGCACGCCCAUCCACCGCCUCAUGCUGGACCCCUACAUCGCAGUGGUGGCGGGCGCGCUCACCACCUGCAACAUCCCCCUCGCCUUUCUGGAGCCCACCAUCGCCACGUGGAUGGAACGUACGAUGGCAGCAUCCGAGUGGGAGGCAGGCAUAGCCUGGCUGCCGGCCUUCGUGCCGCACGUGCUGGGCGUCUACCUCACCGUGCGACUGGCGGCGCGCUACCCCCACCUGCAGUGGCUGUAUGGCGCCUUUGGGCUGGCGGUGAUCGGCGCCAGCUCGUGCCUGGUGCCCGCCUGCCGCUCCUUCGCACCGCUAGUGAUCUCGCUCUGCGGCCUGUGCUUCGGCAUUGCGCUGGUGGACACCGCGCUGCUGCCCACGCUCGCCUUUCUUGUGGACGUGCGCCACGUCUCGGUCUAUGGCAGCGUCUACGCCAUCGCCGACAUCUCCUACUGCGUGGCCUAUGCGCUUGGGCCCAUCGUGGCGGGCCACAUCGUGCACUCGCUUGGCUUUGCACAGCUUAGCCUUGGCAUGGGCCUGGCCAACCUGCUCUAUGCGCCCGUCCUGCUGCUGCUGCGCAACGUGGGCCUCCUGAAGCGCUCCCGCUCGGAGAGGGACGUGCUGCUGGACGAGCCGCCGCAGGGUCUGUAUGACGCUGUGCGCCUGCGGGAGCGCCCCAUGUCCGACCGGGGCGCCGCACCUCGCAGCCCGCCCGGCCCCUUGGACGCCUGCGAGGAGGGCGACUACGACUACUACACCCGCAGCUAG
Messenger RNA from Capra hircus (goat), 1757 nucleotides. RefSeq names its product solute carrier family 18 member A3 (gene SLC18A3). NCBI's taxonomy places the organism in Eukaryota, Metazoa, Chordata, Mammalia, Artiodactyla, Bovidae. The transcript has a single exon. Gene Ontology annotation, biological process: transmembrane transport; chemical synaptic transmission. Gene Ontology annotation, cellular component: terminal bouton; AP-2 adaptor complex; AP-1 adaptor complex. Gene Ontology annotation, molecular function: acetylcholine transmembrane transporter activity. The coding region runs from base 183 to 1757 and encodes 524 amino acids. The record is from RefSeq and is a predicted model, not a curated record.